Molecule: messenger RNA, 1570 nt
Organism: Onthophagus taurus
Lineage: Eukaryota; Metazoa; Arthropoda; Insecta; Coleoptera; Scarabaeidae
Source: RefSeq, a predicted model, not a curated record
AUGAACAGUGAAAUGAGCGAUGUAGAUUCUCCAGUCGAUGAUAAUGAUAUUGAUAGAGAUUAUGUACAUAGUGAUGCAGAAAAGGUAGAUACAAAUCAACAGAACGAUGGUAUAAAAGAAUCAGAUGGGGAAACAGGGAGCAGAACAUUAAAACGGAUUAGGGCUGAUACACCUGAACCUACCCCUAGAAGUAGAUGGAAACACCGAAAAGAAGACACAUAUCCACGAUCAAAAAGAAAAAUAAGAAGAAAUCUGGGACAGCAGUAUACUAGUGACAAAACCAAAAAGACUGUUGCAGCUCGGGAGUUAGGACCUCCUUGUGAGUGUAAAAAAAGAUGUAGAGAGAAACUAGAUGGUAAUGAAAACCGUAUUUUCAAUGAAUUUUGGAAUUUGGGAUCAUGGGAAUUGCAGAAUGGGUAUCUCUUUGGAUGCAUUGCUAUAGCAAAGAAAAAGAGAUCUUACAAAACAAGGCAAAAACGACAAGAAUCAAGUAGAACUUCCAAUGCGAUUUAUUCUGUCAAUGCUAAUGGCCAAACAGUAAACGUGUGUAAAACCGAGUUUCUGAAUGUUCACGGUCUGCAAAAAUCAAAGGGUAGACUGAACAACAUCGUUUCAAAGAAAAUAAGAGGAACUCCUGUACCAGAAAAAGAUAAACGUGGCCGACAUUCGAACAGACCCAAUCAAAUUAGUGACCAGCAAAAGCAGAGUGUUAGACAGCAUAUAGAUUUAAUACCUAAAUACCAAAGUCACUAUAGCAGGGCUGAAAAUCUAGGGAAAGUAUACCUUAACUGUGAUAUGACCAUAUCGCGUCUUUAUUCUGAGUAUUAUGUUCCGUGGUGUCAACAACAACAUAUCAAACCUGUUCUGGAGCACACAUAUAGGCAGAUAUUUUGUACAGAAUACAAUAUUGGCUUUAAAUUACCCAAAUCCGACACUUGCAAAACUUGUGAUCAACUUAACAUCAGAAUAGACUCUGCAACAAAAUUAAAUGAAAAUCAGGAAUUGUCUCGGCUAAACAUUGACCUGACGACACAUAAAACUAAAGCGAAAGCAAUGCAGGAUUUGUUAAAUAACACGACUCAAGAAUCAAAAAACACCAAUAGAACGUUGGUAAUUUCAUUUGACUUACAACAGGCAUUACCAAUCCCGAAAUUAACAACUUAGGCAUUCAUGAUUGUACAAAUGGCAAAGGGCACAUGUUUCUCUGGACGGAAGAUAUAGCAAAAAGAGGAAGUGAUGAAGUCGCUUCAAUCCUCCUAAAAUUUCUUAUGACGAAGACCGAAAUUGACCACCUAAUUAUAUUUACAGAUAAUUGCCCAGGGCAAAAUAAAAAUUGGCUAAUGAUGAGUUUAUGGUUACAACUGGUAAAGGAGAAUAAAUUUAAAACAAUAACGCACCAUUUUCUCGUAAGUGGUCAUACUCAUCUUCCUUCUGAUAGGGACUUCGCACUUAUAGAAAAGCGACACCGAAGGUAUGCACCACAAGUUUUUUGUCCAAAUGAAUGGUACGAUAUUAUACGGCGAUCAAAUAAAAAAACACCUUUUGCAGUCACAGUUAUGACGCAGGAAGA